Drosophila novamexicana is the source of this 537-nucleotide messenger RNA. RefSeq lists its product as uncharacterized. NCBI's taxonomy places the organism in Eukaryota, Metazoa, Arthropoda, Insecta, Diptera, Drosophilidae. Gene Ontology annotation, biological process: embryonic development via the syncytial blastoderm; cell surface receptor signaling pathway via JAK-STAT. The record is from RefSeq and is a predicted model, not a curated record. The annotation marks the transcript as partial. The transcript has a single exon.
CUGGCCUUGCGUCGCGCACAUCACGAUCUGCAAUUCUAUGUGGCCGCGUUCAGCUAUCUGCGACACGCCCAGCUGCACUGGGACUACGAGAACCUGCAAAAGCAGAGCGUGCUGUCCGCCGAGCUGCUGCGCUAUCGGAGCAGCGCACGCACCGUCCUCUGCAUCGUCGAGGAGGCCAUCAAUGGCAGCAGCCGCCUGUAUGCGCCCAGCCCGCAGAAGCAUCAGUGGCACAAGAAGCUGUCGCUUCACCAGAUCAAGACGGUGCCGCGAGAGCCCAUGGAGAAGCGUCUGCAGAAGUUCAAGACGCCGCUGGUGGAGCUGCAUCGCCAGGCGGUGCUGGCCGCUCGCAACCAGCCAGCGGGUGAGCCCAGCAAGCCGCAUCAUUUGGAUGCGCUGUUUCUCAAGUUCCAGUACAUGGAGUACCUGAAGCAUAUGACACAGCUGCUGGCCAAACAGCGCAAAAGGGACUGCACGAGCACUGCACAACAGCUGGCAACGCGGCCAAAAUCGCGACAAAGGCAGCAACAGGCUGCGUAG